This is a messenger RNA of Malassezia restricta, 894 nucleotides long. RefSeq names its product 3-hydroxyisobutyryl-CoA hydrolase. Lineage: Eukaryota; Fungi; Basidiomycota; Malasseziomycetes; Malasseziales; Malasseziaceae. The transcript has 2 exons. Bases 1 to 894 code for a protein of 297 amino acids. Gene Ontology annotation, molecular function: enoyl-CoA hydratase activity. Gene Ontology annotation, biological process: fatty acid beta-oxidation. Gene Ontology annotation, cellular component: mitochondrion. The record is from RefSeq and is a predicted model, not a curated record.
AUGUUUGCUCUUCGUUCUGGACUUCGUGCUGUGGCAUCGCGCUCGGCGGCAGUGCCGCUCUCGUCGCGUGCCAUGCUUUCCACGUCGCUGCCGCGCUUCUCACCUGUCGCUAACGGCACGGACUACACGUGCAUUCAAGUCAGCACGCCCAAGGACGGUGUGCGUCUCGUACAAUUGAACCGUCCUAAGGCUCUCAACGCACUAAACUCACAGCUUUUCCACGAACUGAACCAUGCCGCUGAUGCCGCUGAUGAAGAUCCCAGCAUCAGCGCCAUCGUCGUGACAGGCAGCGAGAAGGCCUUCGCGGCCGGCGCCGACAUCAAAGAGAUGAAGGACAAGAACUUUUCUGAGACGUACAAGGCCAAUUUCUUGGGUCAUUGGAGUAAGCUUACGCAGGUUCGCAAGCCCAUCAUUUCGGCUGUGAAUGGCUACGCUCUUGGCGGCGGCUGCGAACUUGCCAUGAUGACCGAUAUCGUCCUGGCCUCACCUACGGCUGUGUUUGGUCAGCCUGAGAUUAACCUCGGUGUGAUCCCUGGUGCAGGUGGUACGCAGCGUCUGACACGUGCCAUCGGUAAGAGUCGCACGAUGGAAAUCGUGCUGACGGGUCGCAAUCUCACCGCCGAUGAGGCCGAGGCCGCUGGUCUCGUAUCGCGCGUUGUCCGCGAGGGCAGCGUCGUGGACGAAGCCGUCAACGUCGCCAGCAAGAUUGCAAAGAAGAGUCAGAUUUCCGUCCAAGCCGCCAAGGAGGCCGUCAAUGCAUCCUACGAACUCACGCUUGCCGAGGGUAUUCGUCUCGAGCGCCGCCUGUUCCAGUCCUUGUUCUCGACGCACGACCAGAAGGAGGGUAUGACAGCGUUCACUGAAAAGCGCAAGCCUGCGUUCAAGAACGAGUAA